UCAGCUCCCAAGUCCACGCAACCGGGAGGUGGGGCCUGGUGGUGGUGGUAGUGGCCAGAGCACGGUGCAUCACCCUCACAGGAGCAGGGUGAAGGGACAGUGCAGACACCACUCUCUGCUCCUGCUCUGCUGAGGACAGGCUGGCCCUCGGUGGGUGUGCCACAAUGACCGUGAAGAAGACUCAGGCUCUGCAGGAUGGAAGUGGCAAGGAGAACGUGCUGCAGAGGGUGCUGCAGCUGCCCGUGGUGAGCUCGACGUGCCAGACGCUGCAGCGCAAGUACAGCAGCACCAAGGAGUCCCACCCGCUGAUGGCCUCGGUGUGCGAGGUGUACGAGCGGGGCGUGCAGGGCGCCGGCGCCCUGGCCAUGUGGGGCAUGGAGCCCGUGGUGCGCCGGCUGGAGCCGCAGUUCGCUGUGGCCAACAACCUGGCUUGCCGGGGCUUGGACCACCUAGAGGAGAAGAUCCCUGCUCUGCAGUACCCUGUUGACAAGCUUGCAUCUGAACUGAAGGACACCAUCUCCUGCCCCCUCCAAAGUGCCAAAAGCACCAUUGGCAACUCCAUGGAUAAGAUCAUCGAGCUGGCAGCGGAGGGCUAUGAGGCCACCAAGAGCACAGUGGAAACGACAGCCAAGUACACAAGGAAGAACUCAGUGACCCAGAUGGCAGCUGCAGGGGUCGACACAGCCCUGGGAGGGCUGGAGAAGCUGAUGGAAUACCUGUUGCCAGAGGAGGAUGAAGAAGCAGAUAAGAAGCCCAAAAAGAAACGUCUGUCAACACCAAAGGCGUCCCAGCAGCAACCCAGCACUACCACCACACCCAGCACUCCCAGUGCUCCCAGGGCUCCCAGUGCUCCCAGGGCAUACAGCACAUACAGCACUCCCAGCACUCCGUGUGCUCCCAGCGCUCCCAGCGCUCCCAGUGCUCCCAGUGCUCCCAGCACCCUGGGCCGGAUUGGCGCUUUGGUCAGCACUGUGUCCCACCGCGCUUACCAGCAAACCACCCAAAGCCUCCAGCGUGCCAAAACCAAAGGGCAGGAGCUGGCCUCCUGGAUCCCCAUCCUGGGAAGCCUGGCCAAGCCGAGUGCCCCUGCAGCCCCCCAGGCCCGCAGUGAUGGGCAGGGCAGCGCGGGCUGGCUGACCCGGCGCCACAGCAAGGCACCCGAGCAGAAGCAGGAGAAGGCAGGGAAGAAAGACACCAACCACGCCAAGGAGGGACAGGACCCCGGGCUCGUGGGCAGCGUGGCUCACAACCUGCAAACCGCCUGCGCCUCGAGCAUCUCCAGCGUGAAGAAGGUUCCAGCCGUGGCCUGGGAUGCAGCAGAGGGCUUGAUCCUCUUCACCCCCCGCAGGCUGUCCAGGGCCAUGGAGACUGUGGAUGCUCUCGGGGGGACCCUCGUCAGUGCCCCUAAGCAUCUGCUGGGCACCCUGUACAGCUACGUGCCGCUCCGCAGGCAGUCGGUGAAGGAAGAAGAAGCAUCCAGAGCCAGCAAGACCAACACGGAGAAGAAAGAGAAGAAGGAAGAGGAGGAGGAGACCAAGCCUGCUGCCCCCUCCACUGAGGAGAAAUCCCAGCUGAGGAACGACUGGCGGCUGUACCGUGGCCAUCACCCCCUGUCCUUCCUGGGGCUCGAGGACCCCCUGUUCCUGCGGCACAGCUACUACCGCAGCCCUGCCUUGGAGCCCGAGUACCCGUUCCCACGGAAAUCCGCCUUCUCCCCCUACAACAGGCGCGUGAGCGAGGGCUCCUACCGCUUCAGCCCCGAGUCCGUGUACAGCCGGGCCUACUAUGGCAACCUGUACAGUCCUGUCUACAAGAAGGACUGAGCCAGCGGGCGGGACAAGCACAUCCCAGCCCCUCUCAAAUCCCCUCAGCACGCUUUGCCUGGGCCCCUGCCGGCUUCCCACACACACCCCUGUUCCAGGACAGGAGCUCGAAGUGGUAGACAGGCCAUGGGAUAGCUUAUUCUGGAGUGCAUCAAGGCCAGGAAGGGGGAAGAAAGGCAACUAGAAGCCCUGCUGCUAGAAGGAAAAGGUUGGGGAAGGUGGGACUAGGAAGGUGAAGGAGAUGAGGAAAGAGCAGUGAGACUGGAAAAAGUGAUCACCCAGGGCUGGCACUGGGCUACCUUGGACCCUGCUCAGCAGACAGGGUGAACUUAGAUGGGCUACACACUGAGAGAGAGAGGGGAGGAUGGAAAAGCUGUCAAAUAUCGCCAUCGCAAGCCUACUUCCCCAUCCUUCCUCCCUCCAUCCCCCCUUGCAGGGCACAUCCCUAGGCACAGAUUGCUCCUCCAUGGAGGGGCUGAGAAUCCCCACCAACCAGCAGGAUUCAUGAGUGGGAAAGCCCUGGGCACUUCUCUCCCAGCUGGUGGUGGGAUGGAUGUUGGGGUCAGGAAAAGGAACAGGUGGAGCUCCUGGAGCCCCUCUCCCACAGGAUCACCUGGCUUCCCACAACACCUUGUUGCAUCUGCUGCAAUAAUAAACCUGCAAUAAUAAACCACCGGCCACUCA
This is a messenger RNA of Haemorhous mexicanus (house finch), 2507 nucleotides long. It is a transcript of the gene PLIN1, whose product is annotated as perilipin 1. The record is from RefSeq and is a predicted model, not a curated record. Gene Ontology annotation, cellular component: lipid droplet. Bases 165 to 1823 code for a protein of 552 amino acids. Gene Ontology annotation, biological process: lipid metabolic process. The transcript has 9 exons. NCBI's taxonomy places the organism in Eukaryota, Metazoa, Chordata, Aves, Passeriformes, Fringillidae.